UCAAUGUUUUGUGAAGUGAAAAGUGUCGUACAAGUUACACUCCUUGCUUGAAUGCACAGGUUGUUUUUUUUUUUCUAAGACAAAAAAAAAACUCUACUUAAUCAUCAUGUUUUUUAAUUAAUUUUAUAUUAAUUAAGAAUGUAUAAUAAUACAAAUAAUGUACAAUCAAUUCGAAAUAAAUUAGAAAAACAACUUGGUAAUGAUCCGAAAAAAUGUGACAGAUUUGUACUUAAACGUUCUGCAACAUCGUUAGGUUCCAUCGAAACGAAUUUAUUAAAUUUAAGUAUAACACCACCAAAACCAAUUGUAAAUCCACCACCAAAAUUUUAUCGUGCAAAAACAUCGAGUGAAUUAUUAAAAAGUGACGUGAAAAAUAAUAAUUUAAUAAAUUAUCAACCGAUUUUAUCAAGACAGUUAAGUGAUCCAAUUAAAAAGGGUAAUAUUAAACGUACCCCCGCGUUUCGGUGUGAGAAAUUAUCGGAUAAUAGUGAAGAUCAUGUUAUCUUAUCGAAUUUAUCAAGUAAAACGAAUUUAUCGAAUAAAAUACGUAUGUUCGAACAAUGUCGAAAACCGAGUGAUUUAUCACCGAAAAUCUCAUCUAGUCCAAGAAAAUUAAAAAAUAAUAAAUUAUUACGUGAUGAAUUAGAAUUUAUCACGAAACGACGUGAAGAAUUAUCAAGUUCACGAUCAUCUUCAAGUAGUCCUGUAAGUGUUCCAAUCAAAGUAAUCCCAGAAUAUUCUCAAGUCAUCAAAAAUCGUAAGAAAAAGUUAACAAGUUUUAUCACACCGCCAAACGAUGAUAAUUUAACUGAUACACUUAAGAAAGCAUUAAAAUCACCGUUACCAGAAGGACCGCCACCAAAGAAACCACCUCGAACAUUUGCUCAUUCAUCAACAUCACCAAAUAUUUCCACUCAGAAAAAACCGAUCGUAAUUGAUACGGGACAAAAAAUGAAAACUAGCAAAACAGAUCCACGGCUAAUGUUAGAUAAAUUAGAGAAUGCGUUGUUACAAAAUAAAAUCAAAUCACCACGUUCUCGACGGAAAAUUAUGGAUGUUGAAAAUAUUAAAAAGGAUGUAAUGAAACCACCAGCUCAAAUGUUUUCUUCGUCUGACACAUCACAAUCGUCUCAAAAAAGUAUAUUUUUCAAUGAUUGUUUUCCAAUUUGUACAAAUAAUAUUGGACCCGAAUAUGCAGCACCGUUACGAUCGAAAAGUGAAUUUUUUGUGGAUAAAAAUAUUUUAAUGGAUAGUCGAUCGAGUAAUAAACCACCACCAACAGCUGAACAGCAUAUUUAUGCUGAACCAUUUCAAUUUAAGACUACUGAUGUACCUGAUAAUAAUUUUAAUAAUAGAAUUAAACGAUCUGAUUUACAAAAAUCGUGUAAUAAUGAAUUAAACUUGAGUUGUGGUCGAGAAGAAAGAGUUAUGUUGGAGAAGAAAUUAGAAAAUAAUAAAUCAUCACCUGAUCUUCAUUAUUUAAGUACACCUGUAUCAUCAUCAUCCCCGCCACUACUGCAAUCAACAACAUUAUCACCCGUAUAUAGUUCACCAAAUAAAAAUAAGAAUAACAAUAAUAAUAACUGUAAUAAUAGAAAAAGUUUUGGUCAACAAAAUCGGACAACGUCCUUUGAAAAAUUAUUAAUACAUCAACAUCAGGAUAAAAAUAUUUUUGAUAAUACAAUUGGACAACAGGUAGCAAAUCAAACAAAAUUUUAUGUGCCCGACUGUCACUGUUUUCCAAAAUCAAUAUCACCAAUAUGUCAAAAUUCAUCAUCAACAGAUUCCGAUUUUGAAUCAUCCGCUUCAACACCGCCAUCAUGUGAUGAACAAAUCAAAAACUUUUUAAAUAACAAGAACACAUCCGAUUUAAAAACUACAUCACCUUUAGAUUAUUCAAUUAACAAUAAACUAUAUUACGCUUUAACUAAUAAAAUGUCUCAAAAUAAUAACAAUAACGACAAUAAUAAUUUAUUAAACAACUCAAAAAACAAUGAAACAUCAACACCAGUUGGACGUGUUCGUGCCUUAGUACAGAAAUUAGAAAAUGUUGAUAUCAUUGAUAAAAAUGAUAAUAUUAAAAAAGUAUCACCACCAAAAUUAAAUCAAACAUCAACACCGAUUACGUCUCAAAAAGCAAUCGAGAAAAAUGAAUUUUUAGAGAAAAAUUUACAAAAAAAUCAAUAUUUUAUUGAGAAAUUAUCACAACAGUUAUUUUCGUUAGAUUCCGAGAAUGAUAUGAGUUUUGAGAAUAAAGAAAUUGUUAAACAUAAAAAGGUCAAUCAUGAGAUUGAUGUACGACAUCAGGAAGCAUCGAGAAAAUUAUCGAUGAAACAUAAAAUGUAUGUGAAACGUGUAUCGAGUCGUGUUGAUAAGUAUGCAAAAGUGACUUCACAGAAUGAUUGUUCGCCACAUUUGUUUGAUUGUUGUUUAUUGGUUGGCUUGAAUAUGUCGACGAAAACUGCGUAUAUUAAGAAUAAAUAUCCGGAAGAAGUUAAAAUACCACCUGGAAUCGAAUCAUUAUGUUUUCCUGAUGCAAAUCACUGGGAUUGGAAUUUAAAUUCAAAAGAAUAUGGUGGCACGUACACGUUAAUCAUUACGAAUGAAAAUGGUGAUCGUCGUUUCGGAUUUUGUCGACGUGUCUUACCAGAAGGUGAACUUGUAUAUCUCCCACUUGUCUAUUGUGUGCUAUCACCAUUUCGAGCGGUUGAUUUUUUCAAUAAAGUCUUAAAAGAAAUUGAAACACGUCAUGGUUUACCAGAUUUUAUACUAAAUACAUUUCUAGAAGAAUUAUAUAAUACGCCAUUUCCGAAACCAGGAAGUAAGGUGCGUGUUAAAUAUUUAAAAUCAGAGGUUGAAAUUGAAGUUGUACCACCACCUUCAAGUGAUAAUGAAAUUACUACUUCAUCGUCAUCAAAGAAUCUUUCUCAGAAAUCAAUAGAUAGUGAAAAUUCUAGUGAUAUUUGUAAUAAAACCGCUGAAGAUGAUUAUGUUUCAAUUGAUAAGAAUCAUGAAAUUAAUCGGGAUAAACAGAAUGUAGUUUGUCAAAAUAAGAAAAAUAUUCAACGAUCGUAUAGUUCACCGUUAUUAAAUGGGGAAUCGCCAAAAACUACAUGUGAAAUUAAAGAAUAUGAAAUGGAAUUCUCACGACCUUUUGAUACACGUACGUCUGAAGAAGGUUUAGCUGUUUUGUUGGAUACGCUAAGUGUUACAAUUGUUUUACAAAUAUUUAGUUCGUUGUUAUUGGAACGGAAAAUUAUUUUUCUAUGUUUAACAAUUAGUAAGUUAUCGACGUGUAUGGAAGCGUUACAGACAAUGUUAUAUCCAUUUGCAUGGCAGCAUACAUUUAUUUCUGUACUACCUUCGAAUUUGGUUGACGUAUUAAAUGCUCCCACACCAUACUUAAUUGGAGCGUUGACAACAGCAUGUGAAAAUUUCACCGACAUUGAAGAUGGAAUCGUUAUCGAUUUGGACAAAGCAACAGUACUACGAAGUGUAGGUGAUGAAAAUGCCAUAAUACCAUCACGUAUACAAAAUUUUCUAAAAUUAGCAUUAAAUUCAGAUGAAAUAAAAAGUGCAUCAAAUCGUAAUACACGUAAUUUAUUAAUUAGUGAAGCAUUUAUCGGUGCAUUUUUACAUUUAUGCGGUAACUACAAAGAGUUUUUAAUUCUUCAACCACAAAACAAAAGUGAUGAUAGAAUAAAAUUUGAAAAAGAACAUUUUAUUAAAUCAAACAAUUCAAAAAGUAUACAAUUAUUUUUAGAAUGGUUUACAGAAACUUCGAUGUUUAAUGCAUUCAUUGAUUCUGAAAUAAAAUCGAUUCAAAAUCAGAAUCGUCGA
This is a messenger RNA of Chrysoperla carnea, 3840 nucleotides long. RefSeq names its product DENN domain-containing protein 2B-like. The record is from RefSeq and is a predicted model, not a curated record. The annotation marks the transcript as partial. The transcript is spliced from 6 exons. Lineage: Eukaryota; Metazoa; Arthropoda; Insecta; Neuroptera; Chrysopidae.